This is a messenger RNA of Brachypodium distachyon (stiff brome), 2896 nucleotides long. RefSeq lists its product as uncharacterized. Lineage: Eukaryota; Viridiplantae; Streptophyta; Magnoliopsida; Poales; Poaceae. Gene Ontology annotation, molecular function: hydrolase activity, hydrolyzing N-glycosyl compounds. The record is from RefSeq and is a predicted model, not a curated record. The coding region runs from base 98 to 2737 and encodes 879 amino acids. The transcript is spliced from 10 exons.
CAGAAAGGCAGCUAGAAAACUCUUUAGAGUAGCCAGAGGCACCAAUUGGGACUGGCAACCGCCUCCCUACUUAGUUCGCCACCAUCGAUCCUCUCUGAUGGAGAAGAAAGGGAGGACGAGGAAGAGCGUGCGGCCAUGGACUACAGCACCGGCAGCGGCAGCGGCUUUGGUGUUCUUUGCUGCCAUGGCCGCCGUCUCUGUGUCCGUGGCGGCGGCGCGGGCUCCGAGGAGGAUCCUGGUGGACACGGACAUGGACACCGACGACCUCUUCGCGCUGUUUUACCUCCUCAAGCAGGACCGGUCCGAGUUCGACGUCAAGGCCAUUACCAUCAACGCGAACGAAUGGAGCGACGCCGGGCACGGCGUGAACCACCUGUACGACAUCCUCUACAUGAUGGGCCGCGACGACAUUGCCGUCGGCGUCGGCGGCGACGGCGGCAUCUCGCACGCCGGCCACAUACAGCCCAACGUCGGCGGCUACCUUCCACUCAUAGACCAGGGCGCGUCGACGGCGGGCGGGUGCCGGUACCGGCAGGCGAUCCCGCCGGGCCGGCGCGGGGGCCGCCUGGACGCCGACACCAACUCGGGCCUCCGGAGGGCCUUCCUCCCGCAGGGCCCACGCAGAUACUCCCCGCUCCGGCAACCCACGGCCCAGCAGGUGAUGGCGGAGACGCUCUCCGCGGGGCCCACCACGCUGCUCCUCUUCGGGUCGCACACCAACGCCGCGCUACUACUCCUGACCCGCCGCCGCCUCUUCCGCCGCAACGUGGAGCGCAUCUACGUCUCCGGCGGCGGCGUGCGGCCGGACUCGGAGAAGAACCCGACGGGGAACCUGUUCACGGCCUACGACGCCAACCCGUUCGCGGAGUUCAACGUCUUCGGGGACCCCUUCGCGGCGUACCAGGUGCUCCACUCGGGCGUCCCCGUAACGCUCAUCCCGCUCGACGCCACCAACACCAUCCCGAUCACCGAGGAGUUCUUCUCCGAGUUCCGCCGUCGCCAGACCACCUACGAGGCGCAGUACAGCUUCAAGUCUUUAGACCAGGUCCUGCGAAGACGGAGAAGACCAGGGCCCCACCUCCAUGGCAGCACGGGCGAUUAUAUGUGGGAUUCAUUUGCUGCCGGCGUGGCGCUCUCCAGCAUGCGGAAUGGCGAGGCCGAUGGCGGAAAUGAGUUUGCGGAGCUGGAAUAUAUGAACAUUACAGUGAUCACUUCCAACAAACCGUACGGUGUGCGCGAUGGCUCGAAUCCGUUCUUCGACGGCCACAAAGUCCCCAGGUUUGGUCUCAAGGAGGGUGGAGUCCACAGCGGCCAUGUCCAGACUGGAAUCAGAGACAGCUUCUGCCUGGUGCCUGGAAGCAACAGUGGAAGAUGCGAGGAUGGAUACACCAAGGAAGUGUCAGGUCCAGAAGCAGUCCGAGUUCGUGUUGCCACAAGCGCAAAGCCUAACAUGAAUAAGAAUAGCACACUUGAUAGGGAAUUUUUCAAGAGCUUCCUAAAGGUCCUAAAUCUCCCGAAACAGAAUGGUCGCUUCAACAUCAGUACACAGUUCCCAUAUUACAGAGAAGUUCUUUAUAAGCCAGACUUCAUGAAUGUAAGCAGGGCAAAGCCAGUUAUUUUUGACAUGGACAUGAGCCCUGGAGAUUUUGUUUCCCUUAUAUAUCUUUUGAAGGCACCAAGAGAACUGAUAGAUCUAAAGGGGAUUUUGGUCAAUGGCAAUGGCUGGGCAAACAUUGCGAGCAUCGAUAUUGUUUACGACAUUUUACAUAUGAUGGGCCGUGAUGACAUUUCAGUCGGCCGUGGCAAUACCACUGCAAUGGACACUCCAACCCUUGGUUGCAACAAUUCCUAUGCUAUUCCCCAGGGCAGUGGUGGAUUUAUUGAUUCGGACACGCUCUAUGGACUGGCUCGGUCAUUGCCAAGAAGUCCUAGGAGAUACUCUCCAGAAAGUUCAGAUUAUCCGGUUCGUCGGCAACCACUGGCUUUUGAAGUCUGGCAGUCUGUCAAGAAGCAACUUGAUCCAGGUGCCAAGAUCACUGUGCUUACUAGUGGACCUCUCACCAAUUUGGCCAACAUUUCACUCUCUGAUGCGGAUGCAAGUUCUGUGAUAGAAAGAGUUUACAUCGUUGGUGGGCUUAUCAGAGAUGGAGGUCAUGAGAAGGGGAAUGUGUUCACUGUUCCAUCCAACCAAUAUGCAGAGUUCAACAUGUUUCUUGAUCCACUGGCUGCCAAAACGGUGAUGGAAUCCAAUCUGAAUAUUACACUCAUUCCCCUUCCUGCGCAACGAAAAGCUGCUUCAUUUGGGGCUGUCCUGGAAGCCUUGGAAAAAACACGGAGAACUCCCGAAUCCACAUUUGUCCAUGGAUUGUUCUCAUUGUUGAAGGAACUUCAGAGCAAACAGAAGCUGUAUCACCAUGUGGAUAUAUUUCUGGGAGAAGUUCUUGGUGCAGUUUACAUGGUUCAGGGAUCUGACUUGCAAUCCUCAGUCAAGCUGGAGCCAAUAAGCGUCAUCGCCAACACGACAAAAAGCACAGAUGGACAAAUUUUGAUCAGCAAGCAGAGUACAAAACUGGUAAAGGUAUUGAGUGAUUUCAAUGGUAAAAUAUAUUACAAUCGGUUGGCAAAUUCUUUAUCAGACAAGAAGCAAUCUGCCAUUAUUGGGAGCUUUGAAGAACAAAAGGCAAUUUGGAGCAGGCCACCGAACAAUUCUGGGCCAGGGCAUACCAAAUUUCUAUAGUUACUGCUAAUAAAGAUUAAAGAUUAGAUACCAAAAGGUCCACACAGGUUACAGCUUAUUUCAUCUUCUUAGAGUCGUAAAAAGGGAGAGUCAACAGUUACAAUUGUAUGAAAGAGUAUUGACAAAUUAACUUUAUAUCCUCAGGAUGGGUUUCAUUGA